AUGGGCGCUUCGACUGUCCUCUCUUCUCGCAUCCGGACCGCCAAGGAGCUCAGCGCCGAAGCGGACGCGAGCGCAAAAACGGCGGGCAAAGCGAGGAACGCACUCCGGCUCUACGAGGAGGCGAGCGCUCUCUGCCCGGCCGAGCCGCGAUAUGCGUUUGGCCGGGCACUGAUGCACCUGAAGCUGCACGAGGCGGCCGAGGCGCAGGCCGUGUUCAACGAGCUCGAUGCGAUGCGACUUAGCGCGUCGCAAUCUGCGCUGGUGGAGGCGCAGCGGGCAAGGGCGCACGAGGUGGCCGCUGGAGAGUUCAUCGAGGUGUGUAUCGAGGCGGCGAGCCAGGACGCCUGUGCCGCAUCACGCGUCGAGCUUCAGGCGCGGCGGGCGGAGUCGGAGCUGCGAGCGCUGCUGGUGGAGGGUCCGGACGACGCUGACGUGAUCAAGUUGCUUGCGCAGUCGACGGCCGCGUUGGAGGCAUUGGAAACCGAGAGCGAGCCUGGCGCAGCGCACGCCGACCGAACUGCUCGUACCGAGCAAGCGGACGAUGCAAGGCAGCCGGGCAAUGCGCCCGAAGAGUCGCCUCAAGGGCAGCGGCAGCGGCCACCGGCGGGCCUCUCGGCGCUGCCGGUAGCGCCGGGCCCCGUCGCUUGGCUCGUGCGCGUCCUCAAGCUCGACUGUUGCGGCCUGGGUGCAGCAGCCGCCGACGGCGCGGGCAGCGGCACGCUGCGCGACGCGCCGCACCGUCCCCUGCAGCGCGUCGCAUCUUCAAAAGACCCGGCGCCCCCGCGGCCUCAGCACAAUCAGGGCUUGGGCCGCCCGCCUUGA
Emiliania huxleyi CCMP1516 is the source of this 822-nucleotide messenger RNA. RefSeq lists its product as hypothetical. The transcript is spliced from 5 exons. Gene Ontology annotation, molecular function: protein binding. The record is from RefSeq and is a predicted model, not a curated record. Lineage: Eukaryota; Haptophyta; Isochrysidales; Noelaerhabdaceae. The coding region runs from base 1 to 822 and encodes 273 amino acids.